UAAAUUUACCUAAAAUAAAACCCUUAAACUGAUCCUUUUAUUUUUUUUUCCCUUUGGUUUCUAUUACUUUUUUUCUGAGCCCUAAAUCAUUUGUAUUUCCUAUUGAAGUUUAUCCUCUUAGGAAAAUUAUAGAAUUUCUUCUUUUAUUCAAAUUCGAAUUCAUUGGAUUUUUCAAUCUCUUACCUCACAAUAUUGAUUGAGGGGUAAGUAGCUGUAUCUUUUUUAUCUUUGGAUUAUCAUUAGCAAAAAGGAUACAGCUAGUAAUCAAGAUUUGAUUUUGAGGAUUGGUGGGAUUAUAGGUGAAAUUAAAUUUGAAUCAGACAUAUGAUUGAGCGUUGGAAUAAAACAAGUCCAAAUAGAUGAAAUUGAAUUGAAUGAUAUUUCCUGAAGUGGUGCUGUUGAUUAAAAAGAAUUAGUCAGGAUAUUGUUUAAAUUUCUCAUUUAUGUUUCUUAAAAUUCAGUCUAAAGGAUUUAUGAUGUUCAUUCUGUUUAGCAGACUCCGGGUCAGGAAAUUAAUUGUGUUGCUAUCUCCUCCAAGAAUUUUAGAGAUAAAAAUGUGAGAAAUAUUACUCGAACUACAUUAAGCGCUGAAAAUACUAUUGAUUGGACAAGAAAAAAAAGGAAAUGGAGAAUUGGAGUAGUGGUAAUAUGCCUAUAAUGCAACAUCCUGAGACUAAGCAUGAGGAUAGAAAACCACUUAUGGAAGUGAAAACAACUGGUUUAUAUCCUUCCUCAUCUUCUCCGUCAUCGCCUUCUUCAUCUGAGGAUUCAAUAUUGGAACUAAGUACUAGUCGAAAGGACCCUCUCGGAGAUUUAUAUACAAAGUCUGAAAAAGAUUCUUCUUUAUCACCUAGUCCAGCAUCUUCAUCUUCUCCUGAUGUUCCUAGUCAGACACCACAGUGGAGCAUGAUAAGUGCAUCUCCGCGUGGUGAAAUGGAGGCUCCGCCAUUUCCUGAUGAAUGGAAUGGAGCUAACCCUUCGCCGAUGAAGUCUCCUCCAAUACAUACUAUGGGUCAUCCUCCAGGUUAUGACCCCAAUCGUAUUCCAUCGUCUGUCUUCUCAAGCAAGCCUACUAAUCCUAUGGAAUGGAGUACUGCUUCAAAUGAGUCAUUGUUUAGUAUUCAUAUGGGAAAUAACAGCUUCUCUAGAGAUCAGUUCAACAUGAUGUAUAGAUCUGGAGAACUAACUAAGCCAGAAGAAUGGAGUAAUUCUCCGGCCAAUCCAUAUAAUGCACAACCUGAAGUUAAAUCCAAUGAAAAGAAGAGCCUACCUCCAAAUCUUCCCCUGCCUCUUGUAGAAAUGGCGACAGAUAGAGAGGUAAAGAGUGCAAGUGUGGUGGAGGGUCCCGCUAUGCAAGAAAAGAUUGUCGAAUCCCCCAAAAUAGUCCCUGUGGAAAAUCAUGAAAAUAACAUCAAAGACAAGACAUCUAAUGUCGACGAUGUUCAGCAUUCUGCCUCAGCGCCCAACAAGUCAGAUGAUAAAGCUGUUCCCCCGACUGAGGCAAGUCAUGCUUCCUCACCCCGCCUCUCCAAUGAGAGUGGAAACAGCAGCAGUUCCUUUGCUUUUCCAGUACUACUUAAUGACGCCGGGAAAACUGGCUCACUCAAAGCAGCUUCUGCUAAAAUGGAGAGGCAUCAACCUCAACCUCAACCAGAUUCACAACCAGCAGUGCAGCCACAAUCACCACCACGAUCACGGCCACAACCACAACAACAGUCAAAACAACCAGAGUCACAGCCUAAAUUGGCAGCGACCACUUGGUUUUCUUGUUUCUCUUGCUGGCCGCGAUGUUGUUGAUAUAGGCUUUAUCCUUGUUCUUUGUACACACGAAAGACUAAUUCAUUUGUACUUAAUCAAGGAGGACUCCUGGUUGGGUUAAGGGAAAUUAGAAGUAGAAGUGUUUUCAUGGUAAAUUGUAAAUUUUCUUUUGGCAUGUGAGAUAAAUGUGAAGGCAUUUGGUGUUACAUUUAA
Molecule: messenger RNA, 1971 nt
Organism: Nicotiana tabacum (common tobacco)
Lineage: Eukaryota; Viridiplantae; Streptophyta; Magnoliopsida; Solanales; Solanaceae
Source: RefSeq, a predicted model, not a curated record